AUGAAGUCGUCCGACAUCUUUCAUGCGUGCAGGUACACACCCAUCUUGCUCAAGAGUCGCACCCAUGAUAGCGGGGUCAACCAGUACGGCCUGAAACCCACCAACUCAUACGACUACCUGAAUCCGACAAACUUGGUGAACUUUGGGCGCGGCACCGCUUUCGACAACCUCGGCGUGCGCCGCUCCGAGCGAGGCCAAAUUGACUCGUCCCCCUCGCUCGGUGGUUCGCCUGUGUUCACGCAGGCAAAGCUACUAGGGUUGAGCGGCGACGACCAGCUCCGCCUCUGCGAGUCGGAGACUACGCAGUUGCGGAUGUGCAUGGUGAAGGGCGGCAGCACCUGCGAGCGCGAGAGUCUUCUGCUGGACUCGUGCCUCUCCAAGGUCGGCCAUUUGCGCCGUGCUAUUAGCCAAGCCGGCUCCGAGUUCAACGACUGGUUUAUUCAGAAUGUGUCUGACAACCACACGAAGCCGUUUCAGCACCGUCCACACGACUGGCGGCACUACUACGCACAGGAGAAGCUUGUGCGUGAGAAGCAGCAGAACGGGCACGCGUACGGGCGGCGGCCGAAGGAGUUCUCUUUUGGUGCUCGCUAUGUUAAGACGGAGGGCUACGGCAAGCGACCGCGUCUGCCAUAUAACAAGUGA
Leishmania braziliensis MHOM/BR/75/M2904 is the source of this 645-nucleotide messenger RNA. RefSeq lists its product as hypothetical. The record is from RefSeq and is a predicted model, not a curated record. The coding region runs from base 1 to 645 and encodes 214 amino acids. The transcript has a single exon. NCBI's taxonomy places the organism in Eukaryota, Euglenozoa, Kinetoplastea, Trypanosomatida, Trypanosomatidae.